Limulus polyphemus (Atlantic horseshoe crab) is the source of this 2519-nucleotide messenger RNA. Its product is annotated as ras-related and estrogen-regulated growth inhibitor-like protein. The transcript is spliced from 4 exons. Gene Ontology annotation, molecular function: GTPase activity; GTP binding. Bases 613 to 1254 code for a protein of 213 amino acids. Lineage: Eukaryota; Metazoa; Arthropoda; Merostomata; Xiphosura; Limulidae. The record is from RefSeq and is a predicted model, not a curated record.
UAUAAUAUAACUCAAAGUCCAUGAGAUAUAUUGUAUAUAAACCACCGAUCGUAGCCAUGCGAGCGAAAGCAGAUUCAAGGAUAUGCAUCUGAGAACUCAAACUCGUGCUCUGUUCGAGAGAAUAGGACUGACUAAGCCAGACCUAUCGUGAAUGCCAUAGGAGGCGCUAAAUAUAAACUACAUCUUGGUGUUUCCCGAUAGACCAUGACGUCACGCUGGAAGGUAGCAAGGUGUGGGCGCUACGUUUGUUUGGGCUCAGACUUCGAAGAAUUGAGUCAGUGAUUCAGUUUACGUAAGUUUAAGGAUCACAUACAGCUUCUCAACACACAGUAAUGAUCCAAAUAAGCAUCUGGAUCGUAUUAGCUAUCAAAAUGUUUAGCAAGCAACAGAGUAAGUAAAUCAUGACAACUUGUUGCGCAUUUUUAUAGGACAUUGUCUGGCCUGUUCUGUGACAUCACAAUAACAUUGGCGUCAAAUACAGAGAAGUAUUGUUGAGUGUAGCAUAUUCUGCGUGGCUUCAUUCAUGCUGACAGUGUUGUAGUGCAUCGUUAGUCUUCGGUAGUAAAACUUUCUUAGUCCUAGUGUAUAAUAAACAUUAGUUUGUAAGCUACGAUGACAAAUCUCGUGUCUGCACGCAUCGUGGUACUGGGAAGUAAACAGGUUGGCAAAACAGCUGUCAUCGUUCGUUUUCUCACGAAGAGGUAUAUCGGAGAAUACAAGUCUAAUACAGAUUGGCUCUAUAAACACGCAGUGACCUUUGAUGGCAUGGUCAGUAACGUUGAGAUAUUCGACGUAUCUAGGUUUCCUAACGAUUCUGUGCCAGAAGAGGAAGUACGUUGGGCCGACGCCUGUGCAGUGAUUUACAGUAUUUGUGACCGUGACAGUUUUAACAAAGCCCACGAAUGUCUUGAUUUAAUUCAUCGUCUGAGGGCGCCAAGUUAUGUCCCUGUUGUGUUGCUAGGAAACAAGAAAGACAUGGAACAGGGUCGGCAGGUAUCUUUGGAAGAUGGUAACGAACUUGCCAGUCAGUAUGGUUGUCAGUUUUAUGAAGUUUCGGCUGCAGAUUCAUUCGUUGAUGUCUCUACAGCUUUUGAAAACUUAAUCCGCGAAGCUAGAUCACUGCAGCUUCAACGUUCUUUGCCUCGUCAAAGAAAACUCAGUAUUAUUACAGUGUCUAAAAUGUUCGGUGCUAUGUUUGGGAAAACUUCACCCAAAGUUGUUGUCAAAAGCAAACGUCCAUCAUUUUCUUUAUAACUUGGCUUAUUAAAAGUAAACGACUGACAAUAUUCUUAAUUAAAAUAAAAUCUACUGAGGCAUAACGUUUUAGAAAUAUUUACUGUUCAGCUUUUUAAUAGGUAUGCCUUAAAAAUAUCUUACAGUCAGUUACACUACUUAUUACUGACUCAUCAAUCGAAAUUUUUAAAUAUUUCAUUGUUAUGAUGAUCACCAUUCAUGGGAAAAAGCUGAAGAGAUGUAAUAUUCCAAAUACAUUUUAAUUUUUAAGAAAAAGUCGCUAAAAAAUUACAAAAUGGAUAUAUUUAAAUUUGUUGUUGCGAGCAUUUCUGGAACAGAUGUAAAUACAUUACUCAAAAAAGUUUACGAUGCGAUGCAAGGAUUUGCGACUCUAACAAUCCAUUUGUAAGGUGGCUACACAUGGCCAUAGUUGAUACAUCAACAACUUGUUCAUGGAAAAACACAUAACCACGAUAUGGAUGCAUUCAAUUCUGUGGUAAAUCAACUUGUCCACCAUAGUAAAAACACAUAAGCACAAUAUGGAUGUAUUCAAUUGUGUGAUAAAUCAACUUGUCCACCAUAGUAAAAACACAUAACCACAAUAUGGAUGUAUUCAAUUGUGUGAUAAAUCAACUUGUCCACCAUAAUAAAAACACAUAAGCACAAUAUGGAUGGAUUCAACUUCAUGGCUUACCAACAACUGGUCCACAUAUUUUAUAGUAUGUAGCAUAAAAUACAUUGAAUUAAAUUACCCCAUAGAAAUCACCAUCAUAUUGUAAUAUGGAUUUUGCUGAACAACAGAAGUAAUGUCAUGUCCAGCAUGUCUAAUGAAAAACACUGCCCAAAGAAGCUUUGUGUCACUAUAAGUCUUGUUUUUUUAACUUUACUUUUUUUCUAUUCCAAGGCAUUUUUGCAGUGUGAUUGGACAAUUGAAUCGAAAUGUAUAUUUUAUCAUCAAUGGAUAAAAACAAAGUGACACUAGAUGUACAAACUAUGCUGUUAUUCAUACUUUCAUUAAUUAUAAGUGUAGCAUUUUGAAUCUGCUAUCCAUGAAUUAUGUAGAUUGUUUUACUGAAAUAAUUUGUACCUUUAUACCACACAGAUUGUAGCGUUUGUAUAAAUUAUGUUCAUAAGAAUCGGAUAUGCAUUACUUUUUCAUGUAAAAAUAUACUUUAUCACAUUCAAUACUAAAAAGCAUUGUUUCUAAUAAUGAACACAGAAGUUUUCAUUAACUCCCAUGGAUAAGCUGACUGUGGUUCUUGUAAAUAAAGAUGAAAGUAUUUGUA